UCCCCUCCUGCCGCUUUGAUUUCGGGCACCUCCGACAGAUAAUUGGGAAGGGUUUCCAGAAGGUGGGAAAUGUCACCUGAUUCACACUGAACUUUUAAAAGCUCCCCACCCCCAAAGAGCCGGCACACCCUCGGUCGCCGCCGCCCUCCCACAGCCCCACACACUGGGAGACCGCCCACCGCAAACCUCGGAGACCCCCGUCUAGAUUUAAAGCGCGGCUGCGCCCGGCUUCUGACGUCCAUUGAAUCGCGCGGGCGGCCGGUGGCGAGCGCGGGGCUGCGCCGGGAUCGCUGCGCCCUCCGCCGCUCGCCUCUGCGACGCGCGCCGCUCGCCCAAGCCACCCGCCGCCGCGCUCCUCGCCCCGCGCCUGCCCCAGGAUGGUCUGCGCCAGGCACCAGCCCGGCGGGCUCUGCCUCCUGCUGCUGCUACUCUGCCAAUUCAUGGAAGACCGCAGCGCCCAGGCUGGGAAUUGCUGGCUCCGCCAAGCCAAGAACGGCCGCUGCCAGGUCCUGUAUAAGACAGAACUGAGCAAGGAAGAGUGUUGCAGCACCGGCCGGCUGAGCACCUCGUGGACCGAGGAGGAUGUGAACGACAAUACUCUCUUCAAGUGGAUGAUUUUCAACGGGGGCGCCCCCAACUGCAUCCCUUGUAAAGAAACGUGUGAGAAUGUGGACUGUGGCCCCGGGAAAAAGUGCCGAAUGAACAAGAAGAACAAACCCCGCUGCGUCUGUGCCCCAGACUGUUCCAACAUCACCUGGAAGGGUCCAGUGUGUGGGCUCGAUGGGAAAACCUACCGCAACGAAUGUGCGCUCCUCAAGGCCAGAUGUAAAGAGCAGCCGGAACUGGAAGUCCAGUACCAGGGCAAAUGUAAAAAGACUUGCAGGGAUGUUUUCUGUCCAGGCAGCUCCACUUGUGUGGUGGAUCAGACCAAUAAUGCCUACUGUGUGACCUGUAAUCGGAUUUGCCCGGAACCCUCAUCUUCAGAGCAGUCCCUUUGCGGGAACGAUGGUGUGACUUACUCCAGUGCCUGCCACCUGAGAAAGGCCACCUGCUUGCUGGGCAGAUCCAUUGGAUUAGCCUAUGAGGGAAAGUGUAUCAAAGCAAAGUCUUGUGAAGACAUCCAGUGCGGUGGUGGAAAAAAAUGCCUAUGGGAUUUCAAGGUUGGCAGAGGUCGCUGCUCUCUCUGCGAUGAGCUGUGCCCGGACAGUAAGUCGGAUGAGCCCGUCUGUGCCAGCGACAAUGCCACGUACGCCAGCGAGUGUGCCAUGAAGGAAGCUGCCUGCUCCUCCGGCGUACUGCUUGAAGUGAAGCACUCCGGAUCUUGCAACUGAAUCUGCCUGUAAAACCUGAGCCAUUGACUCUUCAGAACUUUCUGCAAUUUUGACUUCAUAGAUUAUGGUGGUUUGUUUUUUUGUUUUUUGUUUUUUGUUUUUGUUUUUUUUUAAGUAAGCAUUACAUAACUGCAGAGGCCCAAAAGACAAAACAAAACAAACAAAAAACAAAAAACAAAAAAACCCAAAAAGCAUCACACUGCAAGUCAUGUAAAAAUGCAACGCUGUAAUGUGGCUGUGUCAGAGGGCUUUGAAAGCGUACACUGAGAUGCUUCGGCGCUGUUGUUAUCCGUGUUUAAACAACAGCUCCCCCUGUAUUCCCCCAUCUAGCCAUCUCGGAAGAAACGGAGGAAGAGGAGGAAGAGGAAGACCAGGACUACAGCUUCCCUAUCUCUUCCACUCUAGAGUGGUAAACUGUCCAGCAGUGUGCAGUGUGGACAGAGCCUGUGGGCAAAACAAAACACAGCAGAAAAAAAAAAAAAAAGGCAAGAAAAAAAAGAUAGAAAAGAAAAUUAAGAAAAAGAAAAAAUAUAUUGUUCAUAAUGUAAAUAAGUGUAUGCUUAUUUAUUUGGGGGGAAAACUAUACAUUAAAGGACCUUUGUCCUGAAGCUCUCUCCCAGGUCACAUUGUUACUCACUGGCCAUGGAGAGAUGGUCAUUUUGUGGUCUACUGGAUGAGGCCUAUAGUUGAGGCUUUGUAGACAUUUAUUUAUACUGUGUCAUGUUUUAUAAUUUAUACAUAAAGUGUCUGGUUGACUGUACACCUUGUUUUUGAAGAAAUUUAUUCGUGAAAGGAAGAGCAGUUGUUAUUUAUUGUGAGGUCUCUUGCUUGUAAAGUAGAACUGUUUUGUUUUGUUUUGUUUUUUUUUUGCCCCCUUGUAAACCGUGUAAGUUCAUUCCUCACUAUGCACACCCACCUGUCUCCCUCCCCAUUUCACUGUUAGAUUCUUCUCCACCUUUUAACAAAUUUGCAUGUCAGUUCCUGUCACGUUUAUUUAUUGGGUUCUCGGCUGCCUAACCUGUACAUACCUGAUCCCUCGGGUUUUGUUUACAAGGAAUCUUGACUGACCAAAAGGCACUGUAACUCUGCCUCAGAUACAAGGUACAGAGGAGAUGCGUCUCGGAGGAAACGUCUGCUUCCGUCCCCUUGUUCUGGUGAACGUUGGGAGAGAGCAUGAGAGAAGCAUUAAAAUUCUAGAGCUGUGCUUUUAUGAUCCAAAGACAUAGAGUGAUGUGGGUGUCAGAGACUGAAGAGAGGUGAAAGUCGCGCUUUCAACCUGUCAUUCAGGGUUUCCUUUGAGCUAGUCGGCUGUACCUUUUCAAUUAGUUCUCUUUUUUUUUUUUCAACCAACAUGUCACUAAAAGUUCCAUCAAAGCUUUAUCAGUUCAAGUUUCUUGCUUUUCAUAAUACUUUUUUCUGAUGCAAUUUUAUAUUUUCAAACAUGGCAAGUUAAAUAUAAAUUCAUUUAAAUAUAUAGUUUUGUACUUUUCUACCAUGUAAAUGUGCAAUGUAUAUAAAAGUUAUAAUGUGUAUUUGUAGAUAAAUGAUGAGUGAAAAAAUAAAAAAAAAUGUAAAAGCCA
Rattus norvegicus (Norway rat) is the source of this 2911-nucleotide messenger RNA. It is a transcript of the gene Fst, whose product is annotated as follistatin. Gene Ontology annotation, molecular function: activin receptor antagonist activity; activin binding. The record is from RefSeq and is a predicted model, not a curated record. Gene Ontology annotation, cellular component: nucleolus; cytoplasm; nucleus. Gene Ontology annotation, biological process: negative regulation of transcription by RNA polymerase II; negative regulation of activin receptor signaling pathway; hematopoietic progenitor cell differentiation. Lineage: Eukaryota; Metazoa; Chordata; Mammalia; Rodentia; Muridae.